Oryza brachyantha (malo sina) is the source of this 2207-nucleotide messenger RNA. RefSeq names its product putative UDP-rhamnose:rhamnosyltransferase 1. Lineage: Eukaryota; Viridiplantae; Streptophyta; Magnoliopsida; Poales; Poaceae. The record is from RefSeq and is a predicted model, not a curated record. Gene Ontology annotation, molecular function: UDP-glycosyltransferase activity. Bases 486 to 1997 code for a protein of 503 amino acids. The transcript is spliced from 2 exons.
GGUUGAGGUUUUUGACACGAAUGAAAAAACGAAUUUCAUAUCUUGCCUGGAAAUCACAUGUGAGUUACUGUCACACUUAUGUAAUUAGGUUGAAAAGAUUCAUCUCAUCAUUUUCUCCCUAGCUAUGCAAUUCGUUUUUCUGUUUUAUCUAUAUUUAAUGCUCUGUUUAGAUUUAUUUAGAUUUCUAAGAAUUGGAUGAUGCUUUUGGAGAAAAAAAAGGUUAAUUAUACACUCCGAAAUGGUCUGUCACGUUCGCUCGGGACGCCUCCGUCUUAGCACGACACGUAACCCGCUGGCCAGCCAGCCGCCUACCUACCACCAGCUCUCCUACGCAUAUCUGAUGAGCCCGAGUGCGACGUGAGACGGUCACCCUCUACUCUACGCACUAGCCAAGAAGCUGGAGUACACUACUGGAGUAGUAGUACUACGCAUCAUCUCAUCCGCCUCGCGCUGCUCUGUCCCCAUCCCCCACGGAUCUCCCACCGAUGGACGCCGCCGCCGCCGCCGCCCGGCAGCGGCAGCAGCUCCACGUGGUGGUGUUCCCGUGGCUGGCGUUCGGCCACCUCAUCCCGUUCCUCGAGCUCGCCAAGCGGCUGGCGGCGCGGGGCCACGCCGCCGUCACCUACGUCUCCACGCCGCGGAACGUCUCGCGCCUGGCCCCCGACGUCCCGCCGGAGCUGUCCGCGACGCUCCGCCUCGUCACGCUCCCGCUGCCGCGCGUCGCCGGCCUGCCCGAGGGCGCCGAGUCCACCACCGACGUGCCGCACGACAAGGGCGAGCUCCUCAGGGCGGCGUUCGACGGCCUCGCCGCGCCCUUCGCCGCCUUCCUCGCCGACGCCUGCGCCGCCGGAGCCGAGGACGCCGCCGGGUUUGACAGGAAGCCCGACUGGAUCGUCGUGGACUUCCCUCACCACUGGGUCCCACCCAUCGCCCAUAAGUAUGAGAUUCCAUGCGCCAUUUUCCUCUCAUUCUCGGCGUCCAUGCUGGCCUUCCAUGGCGAGAAGUCGCGAGCCGCCAACGCCGCCGGCGACAAGAAACACCUCGGCAAGAAGGUCGAGCACUUGAUGGCUCCGGCGCCGAGGACGUCCGGCUACCUCCCCUCCGACCUCGCCUACCGUCGCCACGAGGCCAAGUACGUCGCCUCCGCGUUCCAGCCUGACGACUCCGGCGUCUCCGCCGCCGAGCGCACGAAUCAGCUGCACCGGCGCUGCCCUCUCAGCUUCUACCGCAGCUGCCCGGAGGCCGAGGGCCCGCCCUGCCAGCUCCUCGCCGACAUCUACGGCCCCCGCUUCCUCCCCACUGGCCUCCUCGCGCCCACCGCCGGAUCAAACGGCGGCGGCGAGGCCGCCGCCGACCUGAUGCGCUGGCUGGACGCGCAGCCCGAGAGGUCCGUGCUCUACGCCGCGCUGGGGACGGAGGCGCCGGUGACCACGGACAACGUGCGGGAGCUCGCCCGCGGGCUGGAGCUCUCCGGGCAGCGGUUCCUCUGGGCGCUCCGCGUGCGGGGCACCGGCGGCGACGACGCAGCAGCGACUCCGCCGGCGGCGAGAGACGGGCUCCUGCCGGACGGGUUCGAGCGGCGGGUCGCCGGGCGCGGCGUGGUGUGCGCCGGGUGGGUGCCGCAGCUGCGCGUGCUGGCGCACACGGCGGUGGGCGCGUUCCUGACGCACUGCGGGUGGGGCUCCACCGUGGAGAGCCUCCAGUUCGGUCACCCGCUGGUGAUGCUGCCGUUCGUCGGCGACCAGGGCAUCGUCGCGCAGGCCAUGGCGGCGAAGGGGGUCGGCGCCGAGGUGGCGAGGAACUACGACGACGCGUCGUUCCGCGGCGAGGACGUUGCGGCGGCGGUGCGGCGGGUGAUGGUGGGGGAGGAGGGGAAGGUGUUCGACCGAAAGGCGAAGGAGCUGCGAGCGGCCGUCUUGGACGAGGAGCGCCAAGGGCACUACAUCGACGUGAUCGCCGAGCACCUACGGGGCUACAAGUAUGGUGGUGGCGACUGACUGAACCCUGAUGACAUCUUAGACGCGUGGAUCUGUUGUAUUCUCCUAUCGGUUCAUAUAUAUGUCAGUGAUCGUAAUAUCGUAAUAACGCUGUGUUACCACAUGACUGUGAAAUUUGUUUGGAUUUUUUUAAUUAUUAAAGUUUUACUCGAGACACUUUUGUUUAAAUUUCGAUCCACUGUCACCUCGUUCACUAGCUUAGGCAGUAAU